CUGGUCUGACUGCUGGAGUGAACUACACAUUCACUGUUACUGCAGUUGCUACAGAUAGACAAACUGCAGGAGCACCAACUCAAAUCUCAAUAUGCACAAGUAAGUCCUGUACUGCUGAUACAGACAACCUUAUUCAUUAGACUAAUUAGACUGAUCAAUCUAUCCCAUAUUUAAGGGCUAAUGCACAAUCAAGCUUUUGCUUUACUCAGAAUGCUAUCCAUUUACACAGAUGCUUUGGGACUUUGCGAAACAGUCCACAAUUCAAACUCCAUAACCUUCCUUGUUUGUGCAGAGAUGUUUCUCCACCAUAAAAGAUUCUUCUUCCAUGGAUGCAGAGUUUUGUUGCCUCCAAACAGCAUAUUUUCUCGGUUUUAAACAACAAUCUCAACGUGAAUUGCAGGAUAGCUAGCUUACGGCUAGUCCACAGCCUCAGUUGCUACUCUCAAAACUAGCUGCUGAGUGGGAGUUUUGCUAAACAAUUUUUGUCUUGAUAAGGCACAGGCAGAUCCAUCUCACAGGAGAUUGAUAAGACUCCUCCUUGAGGGUGGCCAUGGGGCAACAAGAAUGUGUUCUCCUGUAUUUAGUUAUAAGUUGACUGACAUCUCUCAGUGGAGGGAGAGAAACAUGGUGCACAUACUGGACGUUGGAGUAGGUGUUAGUUACUGUAGGUAGACUCCAAUUUGCUGUUGCUUCACCCCAGUUAAGGUAAAGACUGUUUCAAAGCCCCAACCUAGGUAUCGUUUAAAGCAAGCAUGUCAGCUGAACCAGUAUGUGUGUUUCAUGUGUGUCCAGCCUUCUUCCUGAGGGGGAAUUGCGCCCUGUUCAAGCUGUACCUCAAAAUGUUGGGCUUAAUGGCUUCUGCUCUGGUUGCAGUCCAGUUGUAUCACUAAUUAUAAUAUGGUGCAUUCUCUCUCUCAUUCUCUCUCUCUCUCUCUGUGUGUGUGUGGUUCACAGACCAUCCAUAUGCUGUCACCAAUCUCACUGUCUCUAACAAAAAUACAUCAUCUGUGUCUCUAACCUGGAAUGAGCCACCUGGGAACAGGUCGUACUUUACAGUAAAUUGGACUGAUGGCAGUGUGAAUAAUAGCAGUAACACUUCAAGCACGUCUUACACUGUCACUGGUCUGACUGCUGGAGUGAACUACACAUUCACUGUUACUGCAGUUGCUGCAGAUGGUGGAACUGGAGGACUAACUCGGACCUCAGGAUGCACAAAGCCAGACAUCGUCAAAAGUCUCACAUCCUCUGAAGUCACAACAACAUCUGUAUUUCUGGACUGGAAUAAACCAUUAGGAGUGAGCUCUUUCUUUAUAGUGCGAUGGACAAACAGCAGUACAACUCCUGUAACUGCCUUUAACAUCACUGAUCUAACCCCUGGAACAAAUUACACAUUUACAGUCUCAGCUGUUGCUGCUGAUAAUAAAACAGAAGGAUCACUGGUUAGCCUUUCCACUUGUACAGAUGCAAGUCCUGUCUUUGACAUAAUGUGCAAAGGACCAAAUCGCACUUCACCAGCUUUGCUGAACUUAACAUGGACGAAUCCUCCGGGCAACAACCAAGGAUUUAACAUCAGUCUCAGUCAAACACACAGUGUCUUUAUUUUACCUUGUAGUCCUGUCUGUAACCACAUUUUUUCUGAAAACCUCCAAUACUUCAGCACUUACAGUGUGAUUAUUUCAACCCUUGGAUGUGGUGAGACUGGUACAUGGGACUUUAAGUGCACAACAGGCAUUACAGACCCAUCAGUUCCCAGUAAUCCAGGAGAUGUAGCAAUCAUCGUCUCUCCAAUAAGCCAGACUGUAGUAAAGCUACAAUUCAAUACCAGUCUUCUGAAUAGUACUAAUGGGCCAAUUCAAGCCUAUGGUGUUCUGCUCUCAACUGACCAGAAAAGUAGCAACUCCAGGAAUGACCUAACAAUGACCUAUAGUGAUUGGGUAAACAAGAAGACCAAGACUUAUCUCACUGUUUUAAAACUAAAUGAAAAUAUAAUUUCCAGAAGCAACAUGAUUACGGUUGAAAUUGGAAGUAACAAUGUCUUAGAUGUGAUCAGUAAUACAGAUUAUACAAACGGACCACUGACUAAUCAGAACUACAGUGUAGCCAUGGUUCUAUUCACUUACCUGGAAAUCAAAGACAGACUUGUAGACAUCCAGCAAUCAAUGUUCUCUGUGACACCUUUUGCCAGUAAUAUCAUAAAACCACUCGACCCAUCAUCAAACACUGUUGCAGUUAUUUUGGGGGUGCUGUUGCCCACCAUCUGUAUUUUUAUCAUCAUCACCAUCAUCUUUGUCAUGCUGAGAAGACUCCAGACCCACCACAACCUUGAACCGGCGGUUACUGAAAGUUUUGACCUGCAAUCAACCUAUGUGAACUUGAGUAAUGCAGCAAGGCCGAUUCUAGAUUCUCCCACCAAAUUUGUUCAAACAACCUGGAAAUUUUGAAACACCCCUCAGCCUUUCCAUCCAAAUGCAUCUGGCUCACCAUCAGUUACAGAAGACUUUGGCAACCAUGAAUGUAGUGAACCAGACUGGUGUGUGUGUGUGUGUGUGUGUGUGUGUGUGUGUGUGUGUGUGUGUGUGUGUGUGUGUGUGUGUGUGUGUGUGUGCGCGCGCGCGCGUGUGUUGUGGGGCAGUGGGGUGGGUGUCAGAAAAAUUUUAUUUGGUGUUAUAUUAUGGGGUCCAGUUAAAGCCCAUUUUUUAUUUUAUGUGAUAGGAAUUUUAGAAAAAUACUACAUUUGUGCUAUCUAUUUUAGACUGUUGAGAAAAAAGCAGGCAGCACAGUGGUGCAGGAGGUAGCAUUACUGUAUAGGGACUUUGCCAGUGAUAUAAUCCCUAAAGUAUUAUCUUUCCUGUCCAACGCAUAAACUUUACCAGAAAAGGACGGCAAAAGGUUAGCACAGACACUUGUAAACUCCACCUUCUGCCUGCCUGGGAUAAUCAUAAACAGCAUUUUGAAGCUCAUUUGAGGUUAUCUGCAAAACCAAUAACCAGGAUGGCCACAACACACAAGACUCCAGGACAUUGUGCUCCAAGGUGGGCAGAGUCAGGAAAGAUAAGAUUUGUCUCUCCAGGAAGACAAUGGGUUAAAUAAUUAUCCAAUAAACUGGUGUUAUAUAACAAAAAAGCCCUUUCUUUUCAAACACAGCAAACCAAAAAAUUGCUCUGGACUUUUAUAACCUGCUUUUUCAUAUAAUGUGCAUGAUCAUUUAAUUCCCUAUGUAAUCCCUCU
Ictalurus furcatus (blue catfish) is the source of this 3228-nucleotide messenger RNA. Its product is annotated as receptor-type tyrosine-protein phosphatase eta-like. The transcript has 9 exons. NCBI's taxonomy places the organism in Eukaryota, Metazoa, Chordata, Actinopteri, Siluriformes, Ictaluridae. The record is from RefSeq and is a predicted model, not a curated record. Gene Ontology annotation, molecular function: protein binding. The coding region runs from base 1485 to 2441 and encodes 318 amino acids.